AUGUGUGCCCUUCGAAGUCCUUUUGAUGUAGAACUUCCUUUUACAAUAUUUGGAAAACUAAGUCUGGCACUUGAAAAGACCCCGAGAAGUCCACCGGACAGGAGUCAUUCGGUGGCAGUGAUCUACUCGCUAGAAUAUCAAGAUCUAGGAUGGCAAGACGGGAUCGAUGAUGGCACGCAUUUCUCGCUCGUCCAACCGCACGUCGCCGACCACGACGAGCUCGUGCUAUCUGAGGUCAGCGCAAAGACUACGUACCCCGAAGCUUUAAAAAUAAACCGUAAGCUCCCAGGUCGACUUAGCGUCAAGAGCGAUUUACCAGCGACUCCGGGAGCGCAUAGCCGCGUACUCGUCGCUGGUUCAAUCUCCACUCUUGGUCCCGACGAGGCUUUGAGAAUAAGGCGCGUUGCUAAGACUGAGGAAGAUCGAUGGACAUAUCAUGCCUUUGAUGUGUGUUCUCUACUGAGUCCAAUUCAUGGACAAGACAACCUCGGGUUCUGCGGCCAUCCUUGAGGCUUGGAAUUCAGGAUGCCACGCAUCUGACCACGAAUGAGUACAAUUGGCUUGGCACAGCACAUUGUUCUAUCUCAGUUAUCUU
Messenger RNA from Suillus fuscotomentosus, 595 nucleotides. RefSeq lists its product as uncharacterized. The transcript is spliced from 12 exons. The record is from RefSeq and is a predicted model, not a curated record. The coding region runs from base 1 to 510 and encodes 169 amino acids. NCBI's taxonomy places the organism in Eukaryota, Fungi, Basidiomycota, Agaricomycetes, Boletales, Suillaceae.